Puntigrus tetrazona (Sumatra barb) is the source of this 3097-nucleotide messenger RNA. RefSeq names its product signal transducer and activator of transcription 1b (gene stat1b). Gene Ontology annotation, molecular function: DNA-binding transcription factor activity, RNA polymerase II-specific; RNA polymerase II cis-regulatory region sequence-specific DNA binding. Gene Ontology annotation, biological process: regulation of transcription by RNA polymerase II; type I interferon-mediated signaling pathway; cell surface receptor signaling pathway via JAK-STAT. The transcript has 23 exons. Bases 151 to 2316 code for a protein of 721 amino acids. The record is from RefSeq and is a predicted model, not a curated record. Lineage: Eukaryota; Metazoa; Chordata; Actinopteri; Cypriniformes; Cyprinidae.
CUGCGUCAGCCUUCCAUAUUUUACCUUUAUGGGGUUGCUGAAAAGAAUAUAAGUCUGAAACAGACGCAGUUUAGUCUAGUUGUAUCUCGUGUAUUUGCGUAGCCUGAGAUAUACUGCUUUUGUGCCUUGACCCAACUUCUAUGUUGAAAGAUGACACUCUGGAACCAGCUGCAGCUGCUGGACUCUCUGUAUUUAGAGCAAGUGGACCAGCUUUACGAUGAGGCUUUUCCAAUGGAGAUCCGACAGUAUCUCAGUCAGUGGAUUGAGGGUCACGACUGGGAAUCAAUUGCCAGUAACGUAUCUUUGGCAACCCUGCGCUUCCAUGAACUCCUGAAUCAACUGGAUGAGCACUACAGCCGUCUCAACCUAGGAAACAACUUCCUUUUGCAGCAUAAUAUACGCAAAAUUAAGCGUAACAUACAGGAGCACUUCCAGGAGGAUCCUGUUCACAUGGCUAUGAUCAUAGCUAGCACUCUGAAUGAAGAGAGAAAGAUACUGGAAAAUGCACUUAGAACUCAAGGUAACGGUGGCUCAUCACAGGGGAGUGCAAUGAUGGAACAGCAAAAUGAGUUGGGCACUAAAGUCAACAAAUUGAAAACAACCGUGCAGGAAGUGGAACAGGACAUUCAGGUUCUGGAGGAUGUGCAAGAUGAGUACGACUUCAAGAGAAACACUUUGCAGAGUCGAGUGGAAGUUGAAAUGAAUGGCCAGGUAACGAAAGAGGUCAAGCAGGAGGAAAUGGCAAUCAGACAAAUGUUCGUUGGGCUGAGCAUGAAAAGAGAGGUGGUGAUAAAAGAAAUCGCUAAUGCGCUGACUCUAGCAGAGCAGAUCCAGCUCACACUCAUAUCUGAAGAGUUACCUGAGUGGAAGAAGAGACAGCAGAUGGUUUGUAUCGGAGGGCCGCCCAAUGCCUGUCUGGACCAACUGCAGAGCUGGUUCACGGUGGUGGCGGAGUGUCUUCAGCAGAUCCGUCAGCAGCUGAAGAAGGUUCAGGAACUGGUGCAGAAAUUCACCUACAACAACGACCCCCUCACCCUGGGCAAGAGCCAGCUGGAUGACCAGGCCCUUUUACUCUUCAAAAACCUUAUAAUACAUUCUCUUGUGGUGGAGAGACAGCCUUGCAUGCCGACACAUCCUCAGAGACCCUUGGUGAUAAAAACGGGAGUUCAGUUUACAGUCAAGAUCAGAUCACUAGUCAAACUCCCUGAACUGAACUGCCAACUCAAAGUAAAAGUUUCUAUUGACAAAGAUUUAACAGAGAAAGACACAAUAAAAGGAUGUAGGAAAUUCAACAUUUUAGGAACGUUUUCUAAAGUUAUGAACUUAGAGGAAUCUAGUGGGUGUCUAGCAGCUGAGUUUCGUCAUUUGCAAUUAAAAGAGAUGAAAAGUAACAACAGAACCAAUGAGACUCCUCUCAUCAUUUCUGAGGAGCUGCACAUCCUUAACUUUGAAACUCAACUCAUUCAGCCAGAACUAUGUGUUGAUUUAUCGAUCACAUCACUUCCUAUUGUGGUGAUAUCUCACGUGAAUCAGAUGCCUAGUGCCUGGGGCUCUAUCUUGUGGUACAACAUGCUCUGCAGUGAACCCCACAAUCUGACGUUCUUCUUGAAUCCUCCACCUGUGAAAUGGGAGCAGCUUUCAAAGGUCUUGAGCUGGCAGUUUUCUUCUACCACUAAACGAGCUCUGAACUCUGAGCAGCUGAGAACGCUGGCCGACAAAGUGCUUGGUCAUGAAACCCAAGGGGAUCAUGAAGGUCUCGUCCACUGGAAUACAUUUUGUAAGAUGUCUCCUAAUGAGAGGGGUUUACCAUUCUGGCUGUGGAUAGAUGGGAUUCUGGACCUCAUUAAAAGACAUCUACUCAACAUCUGGAAUGAUGGGUAUAUUAUAGGGUUUUUGAGUAAAGAGCGAGAGAAGGCUUUGUUGAGCAGCAAACUGCCGGGCACUUUCCUUCUGCGCUUCAGUGAAUCCUGUCGAGACGGAGGAAUCACAAUCACAUGGGUGGAGUAUUCACAGGACGGUGAACCUAAGACGCAUUCAGUGAAGCCCUACACUAAAUCAGAUCUGGCAUCUAUUUCCUUGCCUAAUGUCAUCCGUGACUACACCCUCACUGCUGCACAGAAGAUUCCAGUGAACCCCCUCGUCUACCUUUACCCAGACAUCCCAAAAGAUGAGGCCUUUGGUCGCUACUAUAUCUCUUCUGAUGACGAUCCAGAAGAGAUGGAGACAGACAAACCUAAGUCAUAUAUCAGGCCAUAUAUAGACAGGCGCAUCAUUUCUGUGUCAGAUGAACCUUUUUCAAGACCACGUAAGUGUUAGAGCACCUCGAGGCAAAACUACGAAGAACGUUACUCCGACAAUGAGCCUCAAUUUAAUCCAGCGCUUUUAUUAAAAGAAAAUGUAUCUGUUUCUAAAAGUAUUGUAUCUGCCACACGGAUAUCUAUAACGAAUAAUGGAUACAAAUAGUGAUACCAAAAUAAUUUAUCUUUGCACGGGUUUUAUAUAAAGAUCUACUACAUUUAUUCUCCACUCGUGUGAAGAAGAGGAGCUAUUUCCUUCUGCCAUGCCUUAAAACCUGUUCUUUUUGUUUGUUUGUUUGUUUGUUUGUGUAAAAAUGUGAACAUAUUGUAAAGAAACUAGCAUGUUGCUUGGAUUUUAAAUUUCUGUGUACCAGUCACUCAUAAAGAUAAAGAUACUGGAUGUAUACAAAAACUCUGAAAAGCUGUUCUUGAGAGAGACAUUUGUGAAAAAGACAUCCUCCUUCAUCUUGUGAAGUACUUAUUUAUUUUUUGCACAUUAAAAUAUCUUUUCAUACAAUUGCACAUGUACUGUACACACACACCAGCCAGAUACAGUCUACCAGAAAUAAACAUCAACCUACCUUCAGCAGUUACAAAUACUCCUAUAGAUCCAAGCCAGGUCCAUUAGGCAAUGUUACUGUCAUGUGAAUUAAAAAUAAAGUGUAUUAAACGGUUUAUAUUUAUGUAAUAAGCAUUUUUUUAACAGCGGUUUGUCCGUCUUUUUCUCCAGAUGGUAAUCUUUUCUCUGAAGCUUAAAAAUAAAGUGUAGUGCAAAAAUAAAUAUUGGCUGUUUCCAAACA